Eurytemora carolleeae is the source of this 2210-nucleotide messenger RNA. It is a transcript of the gene Dhx15, whose product is annotated as putative pre-mRNA-splicing factor ATP-dependent RNA helicase PRP1. The record is from RefSeq and is a predicted model, not a curated record. NCBI's taxonomy places the organism in Eukaryota, Metazoa, Arthropoda, Copepoda, Calanoida, Temoridae. Gene Ontology annotation, molecular function: ATP binding; RNA helicase activity; RNA binding. Gene Ontology annotation, cellular component: spliceosomal complex; intracellular anatomical structure.
GUUCUGGAAAGACGACCCAGAUCCCCCAGUGGUGUGUAGAUUUCUCUAAAUCUAUGGGGAAAAAGACAGUCGCCUGUACUCAACCCAGGAGGGUGGCAGCUAUGUCUGUUGCGCAGAGAGUAGCAGAAGAGAUGGAUGUAUCCUUAGGUCAGGAGGUUGGGUACUCUAUCAGGUUUGAGGAUUGUUCUGGGCCUAGAACUCUUCUCAAGUACAUGACUGAUGGUAUGUUGCUGAGAGAAGCUAUGAGUGAUCCAAUGUUAGAGAACUAUCAGGUUAUAUUGCUUGACGAAGCUCACGAAAGGACUCUAGCAACUGAUAUUCUCAUGGGGGUGCUCAAGACUGUUGUUACCCACAGGCCGGAUUUGAAGCUCGUUAUUAUGAGCGCUACACUGGACGCAGGAAAAUUUCAAGGUUACUUCGACAACGCUCCUCUGAUGAAUGUUCCUGGAAGAACUCAUCCUGUUGAGAUCUUUUAUACUCCAGAACCAGAGAGAGAUUAUCUAGAGGCAGCCAUUCGUACAGUUGUACAGAUUCACAUGUGCGAGGAGGUUGAUGGCGACCUCCUUCUUUUCCUGACUGGACAGGAGGAGAUAGAAGAGGCGUGUAAACGUCUUAAACGUGAGAUAGAUAACCUUGGACCAGACGUAGGGGAUAUGAAGUGUAUACCCCUGUACUCCACCCUUCCUCCAAACCUUCAACAAAGAAUAUUCGAACCUCCUCCAGGAAAGAAAGCUAACGGGGCAAUCGGACGUAAGAUUGUUGUAUCAACAAAUAUUGCCGAGACAAGUUUGACAAUUGACGGAGUCGUCUUCGUCAUAGAUCCAGGCUUCUCAAAACAAAAGGUUUACAAUCCUCGAAUCCGUGUGGAGUCUCUUCUCGUCUCUCCCAUCAGUAAAGCAUCAGCUCAGCAGCGCGCAGGUCGAGCAGGACGAACAAAGCCUGGUAAAUGUUUCCGACUGUAUACGGAGAAGGCAUACAAGAACGAGAUGCAGGAUAAUACAUACCCGGAGAUUCUCAGAUCUAACCUGGGAGCUGUAGUAAUCCAGCUGAAGAAGCUUGGUAUUGAUGAUCUGGUUCAUUUUGAUUUCAUGGAUCCACCUGCUCCUGAAACCUUGAUGAGAGCUUUGGAACUUCUCAACUACCUUGCUGCUCUAGAUGAUGAUGGUAAUCUAACAGAGUUGGGAGCUAUCAUGGCAGAGUUCCCUCUGGAUCCUCAGCUAGCUAAAAUGCUCAUUGCAUCUUGUGAGUAUAACUGUUCCAACGAGAUCCUAUCCAUCGUGAGCAUGCUCUCUGUUCCCCAGUGCUUCGUGAGACCAAACGAGGCCAAGAAAGCGUCUGAUGACUCUAAGUUGAGAUUUGCGCAUAUAGACGGUGACCACCUGACUUUGUUGAACGUGUACCACGCCUUCAAGCAGAAUAUGGAGGAUCCACAGUGGUGCUACGACAACUUUGUCAACUACAGAUCACUAAAGAGUGCAGAUAACGUUAGACAGCAGUUGUGCAGGAUUAUGGACAGGUUUAAUCUGAAAAGAACAAGUACGGAUUUCACGAGCAAGGAUUAUUAUCUGAACAUCAGGAAAGCGCUCUGCUCGGGAUUUUUCAUGCAGGUCGCACAUCUGGAGAGAACUGGACAUUAUUUGACAAUUAAGGAUAACCAGGUUGUCCAGCUUCAUCCGACCACGUGCCUGGACCACAAACCCGAGUGGAUUCUCUACAAUGAAUUCGUCCUCACCACCAAGAACUACAUCAGGACCUGCACAGAUGUCAAGCCGGAGUGGUUGGUCAGAGUUGCACCUCAGUACUACGAUAUGAACAACUUCCCUCAGUGUGAGGCUAAACGACAGCUGGAGCAGAUUAUCGCCAAGAUUAAUUCCCGCCAGUACCAGAAGGGAUUCUAAGCUGGCAGAUUCAAAGAUUUUUUUCCCAUUUAAUGUCGACAUCGCUGUUACUAAAGACUUAUACUGAUAUGAAAACUAAAUCAAAGGAUAAGAAAGUGUGCCCAAGUAUUAGAAAGUGUUUCUUUGUCGUGAAAUUAUAAAAUAACAUUUUAUUAAUGUGUUUGAAUUAAUUAUAAGAAAUUGUAUUUCACUUUUACUGUAGUGUACUGUUUCUAUACAUCUAACCUUCUGGGCGUAUUUGAUUUUGUCUAAAAGCAUUUGAAAUCCAUCAGCAGCAACAUUUUUUCCUCAUUAUUUGUCUAUUUUCAGAAA